This is a messenger RNA of Cylindrotheca closterium, 2868 nucleotides long. The record is from the annotation of a GenBank genome assembly. Lineage: Eukaryota; Bacillariophyta; Bacillariophyceae; Bacillariales; Bacillariaceae.
AUGAAAUAUGGAGCUUGGACUUCGAGAAUCAAGCUACUUUCUCUACUUGUGCUGAUAUUGCUACUACUUCUUCAUCAGCUCAGAGGUAGUUUUUUAUUGCAGCAAACUACUAUCAACACCACAUGGAUCCUACAGGAAGAUGCAAUCAAUGCUCCGACCUUCUCUGAUUCUGAUGAAAGAUUGACAUUGGUCCACUGUGUAGGAGAAAACUUUCUUCCGGGAUCAUCUUGGCACUCCAAGUCCUGUCAUUACCGCAAUCUUUGCUAUCAUGACCAGCAGCAAUGGACCCUUCGUCCAUCCUCCACCUUGCAACUCGAACUUGAGGAAGAGAACAACUUCUUCUUCUUCUCAUCCACAAAAUUGCAGCAAAAUGUUUCGACCAUUGGACUACGUCCAAGUUGGGUUCGGAACAAACAAUAUCGAUGGAGUCCAAACCUCGAUGUGACGAAUAAUGCUGACCGCGACACUAUCAGGAAAACGGUUCGAAAACAUGUGGAUCGUACCGUGAUCAUCGUGUCGGUUCCACCAUUUGGAUCCAUGAUAACAUUUUUGGUCGAUCUUCUCUUUCCAAUCUUCAACUUGAUUGAACUGUUUCAUUUGCAAAGCAGCACAUUUGAUAAACCAAUCCUGGUUAACCUUUUGAAUAUUCAAGACUUGAAUGAUGAUGAUAUUGCUUGGAUGGAAAAGGGUUUGAGUUGGAUGGGAUAUGAACUCAUGUAUCGCAAUAUUUCUUCUUUGACGACGAAUCUUUCUAGUAGUAGUUCUCAAAUCCCGUACUGCUUUUCCCACGCCGCCGCGGGGAUUGGAAUGUUGACAGUCACGGGGCUCUCCCAACGGGGGGCCCUUGCCACCGACUAUCAGCCAGCUUGGUCAAGAAAUCAUGCUGGUCGAGGAGUCCUCCUUCACCAGUUUCGAAACCAUGUACUCCGCCAUACAUUGACAAAGAAGAAGAAGGAGAAGGAGAACUUGGAAGACAGUAGCAGUCGUAAGAAGAUGAUUCAGCUGGCCUUUACAGCGACGACUCGAGAUAAUUGGAAGGAUCUUUCCAAAUGCCUAGACGAUACAGUUGCCACCACACAGAACAGUUAUUCCAUACGGCACAUCGAUUGGACAUCUCAUGGCAGAAUGAAUAAUACCGUUGAUCUAAUGGAAACCGCCGCCAGUUCGUAUGCAUGGAUCGCCGAUGCCAACAAUGAGAACUGUACUUGGCCGGCACUCUUUCUUCCCAAAGGGGCACAUUUGAUUUUGUUGUACGAUUCCAAUGUUCUCGUCAAGAACAAGAAGAAGCGCAACAAGAAUAGUAAUGGUGGCAAUGGGAGACCAAUCAAAUUAGACUUUGGACUUUGGAAUCAACUAUCCCACAUUCAUGUCCAUUGGCUCUCACUAUCCCAUCCGCCCGUGACACUUGCCAACAUGAUGGCAGGUAUCCUUUUGAACAAUAAUAUUUCGGGAAACGACACGAUCAAAAGUGAUACCCAAGAUGGGACACGACAAAUACACAGUGAUUCUUCAACAAAAGUCAGAUUCGAUGGAGGAAUGCCUCUCAGUUUAAAGACUAGACACAUGCCCGAAGGAUCUUCCAAGGUGCAUUGCAUCGGUGAAAACUGGAUGUGGAAUGCAGCACACUACCGGUCGUGUCAUGUGCAACAUUUGUGUUUCGACACAGUUUCCAAGACCUUUGUCUUGCCCGCGACUGCAACGCAUAACAAUAAUGGUCGUCUUUUGCCAAUGGAUGCCGUAUCCACCUGGGUCGACCCACAAACGACAAAGGUAAUGAUGGGUCAUUCCAUUCGGCAUUCGACGUCAGAAGAUGCUUGGUUUCCUCUCCUGCAAUCAUCGUCAAGUCCAAACAAGGAUUAUUCGUACUAUGCAUUGGAUCCCAACGUGAUUUGGUUGCCUUUUUUCUCCGAGCAGCCCAACAUUAGCAAUCCUGGCCACUUGCUGUGGGACUUUUGGCUUCCAAUGUUCACUCUAAUGGAACUAUUCUUACCAAAAGAUGGAGGAAGGCCAAAGUUGCUAUUGACCAACUUGGAUUCAUCCUGCACCAAAGGGGCAAUUGAUGCAAGCUGCUACAAAAUGGUAUCCAAGUUUCUGCCGCUAUUGGGGGUAUCCAACGAUUCACUGGUGAGCGCAAUGGUGGAAUCCCAACUAUGGGAUCCGACCACUGAUGUUCCGGAGCACCCAACACCACUAGUUUGCGCGGAGAACGGGUUGAUGGGAAUUGGAAUGCUGACGGACCACGGCAGCAAGAAGCAUGGUCAGCUUUUGGAGGACUACCAAUCUGUUCAGAAUAUUGGCAGAGGCCCCAUGUUUUGGAGGUUUCGAAACUUUAUGUUGAAGAAUCUCAAACAAGAAGAAUCGAGCGGACGCCCAGCAGCACCUUGGAAAAUUACCUUUUCUAUCAAUUCCAGUCAGAAUCCAAGUCGGCGAAGAGCCAUGGAGCGACAAAUUGAAAUCGCCCAAGAGUUAUUUCCUCCAGAUGGAAACGAGCUCGGUAUUGUUGUCGAGUCUGUUCAACUGGGCCAAUUGGCGCUGGAAGCUCAAACGAAACUGAUGGACGAAACGGCAGUCUUUGUCAGCGUCAUGGGUGGUUCCGCAUCUACAGCCAUGUUUCUGCGACGAGAUACGAGUUUGAUAUUGUACUACAACGAUAUCGACGACUUUGCCAAAGGAAAUCCGAACAAGGGUGGAAAUAGUAUUCCCAACCGAAUGGAUUGGGAUUUUUGGAACAAUGCCUCCUAUUUACGAGUUCAUUGGCUCCCAAUCCGCACAAUGGAUGCUGAAAAUGAUUUGAAAUCCUUUGCUAGGUUACUGCAAGUUGAGGUCAAUACGGCUAUGCUCUUGGCCCAAGAACAAAGUACGGCAUAG